Molecule: messenger RNA, 3956 nt
Organism: Penicillium brasilianum
Lineage: Eukaryota; Fungi; Ascomycota; Eurotiomycetes; Eurotiales; Aspergillaceae
Source: the annotation of a GenBank genome assembly
CCGCCCCAGUCCCAAUGGCAAGAAGCUUUCACCGAGCUGCGAUCUUUUGUUGGGAUGGGCAUGGUCUGAUCCUCGAUCUCCCUAUUCCCUCAUUCUCUUCUUCCUAGCCGUUUCAUUUGUCCUCUAGGCUCGGAUUCGGAGCGUCGACCCGUAAACGGACUCUGGGGAACGAGCGUUGUCGGUUGUCGGGAAUCCGGGGUUAUUAUAUUUGUACUCUCCACUCUUCGCCACCGUUCUCUCUCCCCCUCCUUCUCGUACUGUUCGAGUACUUGUCAAUCCCUCCAUUUUUGUUUCUGACGUAUAUGAUCUGUUGGACCCUGCAUAGCGUGACGGGUUUAGUUUUUGGGUUAGUCUCAUCAUCACUAUGACCGAUCUCGUUGCGUCCGAAUAUAUUCCGCUGGAGGUUCCUCUUCCUCCGGGUCCGGAUACUUCCUUCUUUUCGGAGACACAAUGGAACACGCUAUUUGCAUUGGCAGAUACUAUAAUUCCGUCUAUUCGAACGGCUGCCACCGUCAGAUCAUCAACCGAUAGGGUGGUUUCGACUGCCGAAUGGGACUCGGCCGUGACCAAGCUAUCCUCGUUAAUCCCCAGCCCCGAUGCUGCAAAGAUCGCGGCCGUCUAUUUGGAAGAAGAUGCUUCGUCGAAUCCGCUCUUCCGGGCAUACGUGGAACGGAUCAUGGGUCAUUAUGUGCACGAGGAAGGAAAGAGUGGCUUCGGAUUGAUCAUGAAUGCACUGAACACUCGAGCGGGCUCGUUGAUUCUCACCGGAUCCACCACACCAAUUCAUCAACAGCCGGUGGCCGUUCGUGAAAAGGUCUUUCGAGGAUGGGACUCUUCACGACUGCCUCCUCUCCGUGCCGUCUACCGUGGUCUCACUGGAAUUGUCAAGAAGUCUUGGGUAAUGUCCAGUCCGACCAUGAACCAGGUUCUCGGGUUUCCUCGCGUUCCAGUCCAUGGCAAGCCGACCGAUGGUUUCCCCUACGAAUUCCUGCAGUUUCCCGCUGGAGACCAGCCCGAGACGAUCGAGACCGACGUGGUGAUUGUCGGAAGUGGCUGUGGUGGUGCAGUAACUGCGAAGAACUUGGCCGAGGCUGGUCUUCGGGUACUCGUGGUUGAAAAAUCCUACUCUUACUCUAGCAAGUCAUUCCCCAUGACGCCGAACGAGGCAUAUGUCAACAUGUUCGAGAAUGCGGGAGCCACUAUCAGCGACGACGGGACGAUAGCGGUCCUUGCGGGUUCAACUUGGGGCGGUGGUGGCACCGUCAACUGGUCCGCUGCCCUCCAGACGCAGGCAUAUGUUCGUCAAGAGUGGGCCGAUACGGGACUGCCCUUCUUUACGUCACUCGAAUUCCAGAGAAGCUUGGACCGAGUCUGUGACCGCAUGGGAGUCAACACCGAACACGUUGAGCACAACCGCCAGAACAACGUUAUCCUGGAGGGCGCACGCAAGCUCGGCUACGCAGCCAAGGCAGUGCCGCAGAACACCGGAAAUGGCGAGCACUACUGCGGUUACUGCACCCUGGGUUGCCAUUCGGCUGGCAAGAAAGGCCCCACGGAAUCCUUCUUGGCCGAUGCAGCCAAGGCGGGUGCGGUCUUUAUCGAAGGAUUCAUGGCGGACAAGGUCAUGUUUGACAAGAAGAGCCCAAAUGGCAAGCGGGUCGCGGUCGGCGUGGAGGGUAUUUGGACCUCGCGCGAUUCGUAUCUCGGUAUUAGUGGUGAUGGCGCCGUGAAACGCAAGUUGAUUAUCAAGGCGAAGAAGGUGGUCGUCUCGUCGGGUACCCUGCACAGCCCACUUUUGCUGCUACGGAGUGGCAUCAAGAACUCACAGAUUGGAAAAAAUUUGCAUCUGCAUCCAGUCAUGGGCGGCGGCGCUGUAUUCGACGACUCAGUUCGUCCAUGGGAGGGUGGCGCGUUGACAACCGUGGUCAACGAGUUCGAGGACCUGGAUGGACAUGGUCACGGUGUCAAGAUUGAAGCCGUGGCGAUGAUGCCAUCCGUGUAUAUUCCAGUCUUCCCCUGGCGGGACGGACUCGACUAUAAGCUGUGGGCCGCAGGCAUGAGUCGCAGCACCAGCUUCAUUACGCUGACCAAAGAUCGUGAUGGUGGACGGGUCUUCCCCGACCCCGUGGAUGGCCGACCACGAAUUGACUAUACCCCCUCUCCAUUUGAUCGCCGCCAUAUCGUGGAGGGCAUCAUUGCUGCUGCGAAGAUUGCAUACAUCUCUGGUGCCAAGGAAUUCCAUACGACCUACCGUGAUAUCCCGCCUUUCGUCCGCCCUGACGCGUCGAACCCCGAUGCUCCCGAGGGAACCAACGAUGCUGCUCUGCAGAAUUGGAUCGCAGAGCUGCGUCGCAAGUCCCCCUUGAAUCCCGAACGGGGUUUAUUCGCCAGUGCACAUCAGAUGGGAACGUGCCGCAUGGGCAAGACUCCUAAAUCUAGUGUGGUGGAUCCCGACUGUCAGGUCUGGGGCACCGAUGGCCUCUACGUCGUGGACGCCUCGGUCUUCCCCAGUGCCAGCGGUGUCAACCCGAUGGUCACCAACAUGGCCAUUGCCGAUUGGGCUAGCCGGAAGGUCGCUCGGGCAUUGGGAAAGCCUCGAAGUGAGCGGAACGGCAUGGCUCGCCUGUGAGAGCAGGCUGUAUAUACUCGUGUCUUGGUUCUUUACUCUUAUACCCCAUGUUUCUCAUGUUGAUGUUGCAGGAUUCUCUGUACAAAGUUUACCCUAGUAGCUCCGUCAUGUCUGUGUAUAUGAUGGCACUUUGCCACCCGACUUGGUACAUAUUACCUCUUGUCAUAUAUAAUAAAGUUGCACAUUGUCAUGCUCUUCUAUCGCUCAAAAGUAUUGUGCACAAUCAUAAUCGAUAGACAUGUCAUUUAUCAUUAUUAGGUACUUUUUAAGGGGCUCAUCUCUUGAUUUCUCAGAGAAGAUACCCAUUUAAGCUUGGUAGGGCUGACGCUUCUCAACAAAGUUCUUCUCUCCAAAGGCCUGCUUCACACCGUCAACCUGGAUGAGACGCUCAUACCAGGCGACAGUCAGAGGGAACUUCUCCCGCAUCUCAGCAUCGAUAGCCAUGGAGAAACCCCAGACCAAAGCGGAGGCGAGGGUAAUAUCAGCCAUGCUGACCUUCUCCUCGCUGGCGAACCAGGUGCGACCCUUCAGGUGGGUCUCGAGACAGCCCAGCGAACGCUCCAGGCGCUGCAGGUUGUUGGUCUCGGUGGCCUCGUCGUAGGGCCGGAUCUUCAGACGCCACAGGGCGAGGUGAGUGACGGGGUCCAAGAUCUCACCCUGUGCAAAGCAAAUCCACUGGCGGAUGGUGGCGCGCUGGGCCGGGGUAGCGCCGAGCAAUUGAGCGCUGGCGGGACCACUCUCCGCGAUGUAUUGGGCAAUAGCGUCGGACUCGAACAGGGUGGUGCCGUCGGCAGCCUCGAAGGCGGGCACCUUGCCAAGGGGGAACUUGGACAGGAAGUCAUCGGUCUUGUUGGUCUUUCCCAUGGCAAAGUCGGGGAAAAUGGCCACCUCGAGGCCGUUGAUGUUAGCCGCAGCCUGGGCCUAUCAUGUCAAGAGAUAUUGUUAGCAAAGCCCCGUCUUGAAUAAAGUUCUCAAGGAUGUCAAGCCGGAAGGAGAAUAGGUCGUAAGUACCUUCAUGACCCGAGGGCUGGGCAUGUAUGAGUAGAUCGUGCCGAAUGGUGCCAUUGUGGAGGAGGAUGAGGUGCGAAGCUUAAGGAAAGCCACAGGUCCGGGGGGGCAAAAUCCUAUUUAAAGAUAAGUGCAAGAGACCCCUGCCUUCCGACCCCUUGGCCGACAUUCAAAGUUUGAUCACUUCUGCCCUGGAUUAAUAAUUCAAUCAUGUGGAUCUAUUCAACACGUUUUCACCACUAGGCCAAUAUAGAGGUGGGGUAGAAGCAAGUGGAAACCGAUUGCUAAUCCACAGGGAAUGAAUUCCGUGGCUGGUGGG